Messenger RNA from Papaver somniferum (opium poppy), 591 nucleotides. RefSeq names its product SPX domain-containing protein 2-like. Lineage: Eukaryota; Viridiplantae; Streptophyta; Magnoliopsida; Ranunculales; Papaveraceae. The record is from RefSeq and is a predicted model, not a curated record. The transcript has 3 exons. The coding region runs from base 1 to 570 and encodes 189 amino acids. Gene Ontology annotation, biological process: cellular response to phosphate starvation.
AUGCUUUCUAUGCAUCGUUCAAGUCGAGCAUUUAUGCUAACAUUUUAUGGAGCCCUUUUGUAUGCAGGUUUCGUGAACAUACUGAAAAAAUAUGAUAAGCAAACAGGGGCAUCAUUCGUUUUCCCUUCAUCCAGAGGGUUUUGGAGCUGCAAUUCUAUUCCUGAUCACCUCUUUCCAAUCAACAAUAAGCCAUCAAUUCCAACAUCUGAAAGCGCUGAUACCCCCCCUACUCCUGCCACAACUGUUGUUCCCACCCCCACAGAGAGAGAUGGGUCAUUGCUCAGAGGACCAAAGGAACAGGCAGAGAUCGAGUUCAUGCAAAGUUUGCAUAUGAAGAGCAUUAUAUCGGCAUUGAGAAGAAGAAGAAUACAUCAUCAGAUUCAAGGACAGAGUUGCAACGCAAAGGAAUCUCAUGAUAAGUUGAUUAAAGCAAGAAAAGAGAUUGUUGAUUUUCAUGGAGAGAUGGUUUUGCUUGAAAACUAUAGUGCCCUUACCUAUACUAGCUUGGUGAAGAUGCUGUCCUUCAUCCAGAGGGUUCUGCAGCAGCCAGCCAUCAGUUCCAACAUUUGAAAUCGCUGAUACCCCCUAAUC